This is a messenger RNA of Lathyrus sativus (Indian pea), 606 nucleotides long. Lineage: Eukaryota; Viridiplantae; Streptophyta; Magnoliopsida; Fabales; Fabaceae. The record is from the annotation of a GenBank genome assembly.
AUGGAAGGAUAUAUGGAGAAUGAUAGCAUUCAUAAUGGUAAGGAAGUUGAGGGAACAGAUGUAAACAAAGCUGAAGGUAAUACCUUAGGUACUUCAUCCUCAGGAUUAACAAAAAAGCGGGGAAAGACGUUAUGUCGAAAAAUUCAUGGACGAAAAUUCAAAGAUAGACAAGAGAUCACCUUGAAUAAAGAAGGACAACCAAUUGGGCCAGAUGAAAAGACAGUGUCUGAACUCAGUAGUUUUUUGGGGACACUAGGAAGAAGUUCAGAUUUAUGUCCUCUCACUUUCACUAGUUGGAUUGAUUUGGUCAAGCAUUGGGAGGAACACAAUUUGGAUCCCGUGUGGGAUUAUGUCAAUGAAAAAUACAAUAUCCCAAAGGAAGGAAAGAAGGUUGUAUUUGCUAUUACAAAUGGUGCUUGGAGACGAUACAAAUGCUCGCUUAAAAGGAAGCAUUUUAGCAAGUAUAAAACCUUGCGCGAGCAGCUAAAAAAUCGUCCACAAGAGGUACCAGAAGAAGAUUUUAGAAAGUUAUUGGAGUAUUGGAGAGAUGACAAAACUCUAGAAGUCAAUCAUCAAAAUGCCGAAAAUGUAGCUCAACUGAAAUGA